Messenger RNA from Acanthaster planci (crown-of-thorns starfish), 2285 nucleotides. RefSeq lists its product as uncharacterized. NCBI's taxonomy places the organism in Eukaryota, Metazoa, Echinodermata, Asteroidea, Valvatida, Acanthasteridae. The record is from RefSeq and is a predicted model, not a curated record.
GGUUGAUGCAGGCCUACUCGGACUCUUCGGUCCGACUUAGGCCCAAGCAACAUGACAGCAACACCGGUCACACCGUAGUAUUUCUUACCUCUUUGUUCUCCAUCAUUUCAGUAUUUACUGCUAGCAGCUAUGCUCCUACCGUCACAAGUCCUUGCCAAACAAAUAAAUAACUGCUAUGGAAGCCGGAACAGCGUUUAUGGUUUCGCAGCACCCAUGCCCAACAGCUCUGCUAAAAACAUCGAGGUACACGUAUGUUUGGGAGUAGGAGGCGCCACCAAGACAGAGUCAGCGUCUCUAAAUGGGCACAUAUGCCACGCAGGAGCCAUCGCUAUGGAAAUGAAGAGUUCACCAUCUUUAAUUUCGAAGCUGCGAUGCGCCCAGUUCUCUGUCAGCAGAAGAAAUGCCUCCACUUCGAGUCGCCAUUUACGCUCCACAGCUGCUGGAGACUGGUUACCCCGACACGUGGACGUGAUCCCCAACGACAGUCAAGUCAGGAUCAAGUUUGACGUUGCGGAACCAGAAAAAAGGAUCGACCGGUAUCGCGUUUUUCUGAAACGUGAAAGGACGCUGGUGACUUACACCGAUGUGUAUCAUAAUUCUAGAAACGUUGUGCGUGGGGAGAACGACGGUGAAUACAUCGGUUGGGUCGAGUUUGUUGGUUUAAAUCCUGGCAACUACUGUGUUCAGAUACUCGCCAAACCGACCACACCAUCUGUAUGCCACACCAGCGAGGUUAGAUCUUGUAAAAUAACACCGUGUCAUGAUUUUAGCAUCCCCCCGGCUACCACGCACAUACCCGUCAGAACUACUGAAGCAUCCGUGACGUCCACGCCUUCACCGACAUGCUGUCCAACUAAGAUCCGUACUGGGGCUGGGACAGACGUGUCUUUGCAACAAAAUAACACUGGGAGUUGGCGCAUUAGUAUUGCUGUCAGUAUGGUGGUUUGUGUAACGGUGCUCUUUUUCAUCUACUGCACCCUCUGUUUCUACAAGCGACGGAGGAGUAAACGAAGAAAUGACAUUAUUUGCAAUGAUGUCCUCGGGGAUGCCCCAAACACCAUGAAUAACGAAACACUGUUACCUGACUCGUCUUGCCAUCAGCAUAGUGGCUUUGGGGGGCAAUUUUUGAAGGAUAUACCUCAAGCAAUACGCAUACAGGAUGGAAGGUUUGCAGAAUUUACCAGAACAAGGACACAAUGGGGUCAAGGAACCCAUCGUGGUCAAGAGCUCAGGGUAGAGCAGGCCGACUGCCCAUUGGCAAGUGACCAGGCACGUGCGUGGCCAGUUAGCACGCAGCAAUCCCACAAAGUCGGGUUUGCUCAGCACCCUUUGAUUGGCGACGUAGCCGAUGAAGUGGACGGGGCUACGAAAAGCCAAGGAGAACCUGAAUGGGUGGCAAGACAUUACCAGGAGAGUGAUAUUUUCCAAGCAGGGGGCAUGAAUGAGUAUACGUCGGUGGAAAGGGCUGUUGGGAUAAAGGUAAUUCCGUCAGAGUCAAUCUGGAAUCCACGUCGUCCAGCAAUUGGACUGCGGGGCGUCUCUCAUCUGAAUAAAAGUGGGGCAAUGAGUGGAGAUGCGACUGGUGCAAACGGUUGGUUUAGUGGAGCCAUUCACACACAGGGUAGGCCUAUGCUCCAUAAGAUGUCCCAGUCAAACCUGGACUUAUACAAGCUCCUUGCUCCCUCUAGAUACAGCAUUGCUUCGUCACAGUUCACAGAAACAUGGAACACCUUCAAUUCGAUACAACCAGCGGAUGUCAGCACUUCAGUCCGAACUAGUUCCUCUUGUCAGAGGCGUGACCUCUUGGUAAAAUCUUGCCCUUCAAUCGUUGGGGUGCUCGGCAUCUAUCCAGCUGAAGAUGGGUGUGAUGGUGGAUCUAGGGUAACGAAUGUAGCUCACCUAACUGACGAAAGUGAUGGAAGCUACACUCAAUCUAAUUCUCCAGACUGAAUUAUCGAGAACUCACCUCAUUAGAAACUUCCCUUUCUCCAUGUUUAAUUUUAACAAGUUUCCAAAAAUGUAUGUUUUGUACUAAACGAGCAUUUAUUUAUACGGUGUAAUUUAAUGUAUAAUGCAGUGAGACAAGUAAACCAUAUCAAAAUAGUGUAGUAUAGUUGUAACCAUGUUAUCAUACGGGAACGUGCAAGGCGAGUGGCGUGCGCAGAAAGUUGUCAUCGGGGAUGUCUAGGUGUGAAGGGUUCGUGAGACGAUGAUGUGCAACUAAACACCUCUUCAGUGUAUGAAACCUAUUUGACAUCCCCUAUUGGUUUUGUAUGGUGGCUCUG